AUGCAAUUAAGCUCAGCUCUCGUCUCUGGUGCACUAUUGAGUGCAUCAGCUAUGGCAGCCAACUCCACUUCCAGCGUUCCAUCUUCGUGUUCCAUCAAGACUGGCGCCUCCGUCACUGCCCAAGCCGACUUGGACCAGUAUGCCGGGUGCCAAACGUUGGUCGGUGACCUAACCAUCAGCGGACAAUCGCUUACCGGUUCCGCUGCCCUUGCUAACGUGCAAGAGAUCGACGGGUCGCUCUCCGUGAACAACGCCACCAAGUUGCAAUCGUUCUCCGCUGACAAGCUCAGCAAGAUUUCAGGAUCGCUAGAGAUGAAAUACUUGACUUUGCUCGAGUCUGCGUCGUUUGGUGCCUUGCAAGAAGUCGACUCCAUCGAGUUUUUGACUUUGCCAGCUAUCAGCUCUAUUUCCACUAACUUGAAGACCGUCAACCAACUGCUCGUGUCUGACACCAACUUGGAAUCUAUCGACGGUUUCAACAACCUUGAAAAAGUGAGCGUGUUCAACGUUAACAACAACAGAGGUUUGUCUCAAAUCAACUCCCAAUUGCAAUCCGUUGCCGAGGCUUUGCAAGUCGGUUACAACGGUAACGACGCUAACGUCAAAUUCGAUAGCUUGUUGUGGGCCAACAACAUCACCGUGAGCAACGUCAGCUCCAUUUCUCUUGGAAAGUUGCAAUCCGUCAACGCUUCUUUGGGAUUCAUUGAAAACUCUAUCGAGGGUCUAAACCUAUCUACUUUGGGCUCCGUCGGUGGUUCUUUGAGUAUUAUCGGUAACGACGAUUUGACCGAUGCCGACUUCUCCAACUUGACCGAGAUUGGUGGUGCUUUGCUAAUUGCCAACAACACCAAAUUGGCUCAAAUUGAUGGUUUCAGCAACUUGAAGACUGUUGGUUCCGCUUUGAACGUUAUCGGUAACUUUUCCGAUUUGGACUUGAGCUCUUUGAAGUCUGUCAAGGGUGGUAGUGACGUCGAAACCAAAUCUUCCAACUACACCUGUGACGCUUUGAAGAAGUUGCAGAAGAACGGUGGUAUCCAGGGUGAUGCUUUCGUUUGCAAGAACGGUGCUACUUCUACCUCUAUCAAGUUGUCGUCUACUUCCGGCUCCGGUUCUUCUACUGCUUCUGACAGCAGUGCCUCUGGUUCUUCCGGUAGCUCUUCUGCUACUGCUACCAAGUCUUCCAGCUCUUCCAAAUCCAAGGGUGCUGCUGCUGGUCAAGUUGUUCCUGCCUCCUCUUUCAUGGGUGCAGUUGCUGCUGUUGCCGUUGCCCUAUUGUAA
Molecule: messenger RNA, 1278 nt
Organism: Lachancea lanzarotensis
Lineage: Eukaryota; Fungi; Ascomycota; Saccharomycetes; Saccharomycetales; Saccharomycetaceae
Gene: ECM33
Product: LALA0S09e02938g1_1
Exons: 2
Coding region: 1-1278 (425 amino acids)
Biological process (GO): fungal-type cell wall organization
Cellular component (GO): plasma membrane; fungal-type cell wall
Source: RefSeq, a predicted model, not a curated record